This is a messenger RNA of Aspergillus uvarum CBS 121591, 267 nucleotides long. RefSeq lists its product as uncharacterized. Bases 1 to 267 code for a protein of 88 amino acids. Lineage: Eukaryota; Fungi; Ascomycota; Eurotiomycetes; Eurotiales; Aspergillaceae. The transcript is spliced from 2 exons. The record is from RefSeq and is a predicted model, not a curated record.
AUGGCGGGCGGUGAUAGAGAUCGGGUAGCACGCUGCUUCUCGGUUCACCGCGCAGAAGUACGGGAUUGCGUUGUCUUCGUCGUCCCAAAGAGUUACGGGCGCGGAAUCGGGACCAAUCCUCCCUACGUGACCAGCAUCACGUGUUUCACGCUCUUUGCCAUCGGCGCACCCUUGAACAACACCAUUGCGGGCAUCCUGAUCCUGCGGUGGCUACAAGGCGUCAUGGCGGCUCUCGAAACCCUCAUGUGGAUGAUCAGUUCAAACUAA